This is a messenger RNA of Mytilus trossulus (common blue mussel), 2273 nucleotides long. RefSeq lists its product as uncharacterized. The transcript has 4 exons. NCBI's taxonomy places the organism in Eukaryota, Metazoa, Mollusca, Bivalvia, Mytilida, Mytilidae. Bases 734 to 1837 code for a protein of 367 amino acids. The record is from RefSeq and is a predicted model, not a curated record.
UCAUGUAUGGGACAUCUUUAGUGUUAUCCGAAUCAUACAAUGGAUAUUUUGAUUAACUUAUCUACAAAAUUCAGGUAAAUAUUGAUUUUCGAUCUUUCAAAGCGCAACAGAUGUCGACAUUUUGAAACGUCUUAAUCACAUAGAAGUUUACAUAAAUGUUAAAAUUGACAAUUAAAUUAAAACACGUGGACAAAGAUGCAUCAUCAUCAACUAAAUGUGUAGAAAAAUACAAAUGUGUAUUGAUAGUGAAUAAAGGAACGAUUUAAUAUUGAAUCAAAGUGAUUUAGAACCGUACAACAAAUCGGUCAAUAUGUUUACAUAACUAAACGUGAAGGAGAAAAAACGAUAAACUACGAGAUAUAUAUUGUAUGUAAAUCUAAUGUCAAUAAUUCUGUGAUACCCCCUUCUGUUAUUAAAGCUUGCGUUGCGAGGUAAAUUAUGGAAGGUUUCCAGAACAGACAAGGUGCGGUUAGAGGACUUCUAAAUCGAGGCAUGAUUUAUGAACCUGUGGAAUUCAAAGAAGCAGCUUAAUCUUGUUUGAAAAAAACUUUGAAUAAUUCUUUGAUAGUUGUUUGUAAAAAGUACGAUGUUUUCAGCUAUACAUGGUGAGGAACGAAACUAAGAAUUGUGGUCAGAAGAACAUGUACCCUACCCAUCAUUUGAUGUGAAACAUUUAUAAAUAUGGAUAUCAAGUAAACAAGCAUGUUUCAAUAGUGAUGAAAUCCAUUUCUGAAUGAAAAUAUAUCGAAAGACAGCUGAUCGACAAUCAUAUUUCUUUGUAUAUCAAUAUUUUCGUAUGGGAUUUGGAGCCAGCAAACAGGUCGUAAUCAGUGCAGCAGCUAACGAAAAUGUCGCUAGAUUAAGCGCUAUAUUGUUUAGUAAGGACGACGCUGAAUCAGUAUUAAGAUUUGAACCAAUGGGAACGUACCUUUUAUAUCGUGAUUAUGAAUCUGAUAGGAUGUAUCUUUCAUUAAGAUCAGAGAACUACGUUGAGCAUCACAGGAUAAACUACGAGGAUAACUUGUAUUAUAUGGACAAUCAGCCGUAUCCUUACCUAGAUUCUAUCGUCAGAUAUCACCAAAGACACAAACUUAAUGGUACAAGACUCAAACAUCAGGCACAUCUCAGUGCAAGAACUGUUAAGUUAUUUACUACAAAAAUCACAGCUCAGAAUGGCAAUUUUCCGCUCGACCGCAAAUCAAAAUCCGAAUCCGAUAUUACAGACAAUAACAAUGUUAUUGGAAUUGAACAUAAAAAUGACGUUGUAGUUGGAAAAAGCCGAAUAUCAAAAUCAAGUGGACGUCUCUGGAUUUCCGGUAUUCAUAAAUCAUUAAAGCGCAUGUCUGCACCGGAAAGGAAUAUUCCAUUUUCUGGAAGUGGAAUUUAUCAUAGGGAUCCACGACCAAAUACAUUCACUGAAAAUGGCUACAUUCCUCAUAUUGAUGAAGGAGAUAAUUUAGACGAUAUAAUAGAGGAUUUACAAGAUUUUCAUCAGUCACUUAACUCAUCGCCAAGGACAGACAAUUCAUCGCCAAGGACAGACAACUCAUCACCAAGGACAGCCAAUUCGUAUUCAGAUAUAAAAUCAGAUAGAAGGGCAACUUAUAAACAAAUAGCAGGCCAUAGUGACGAAAGGCGAUUUGAUGUUACAACAGCUUUUGGUUUUGGGAGGACGUCUUUUACGACAAAUAUAAAGUUACCAGAUACUACCGCUCAAAAUAGACAAUUUAGUAACACAGAAAAUAAAUCGCCAGUUAAAGAAGUUUUACCUGCAGAACAUGUGCAACAUACGGAGAACAAUGAAAAUUCCAAUAUUUUGUUUUGUAGUCAUUUAUAGUCUUUAGUAUGACAAUACCCUGUUCACCGAGGCUACACGGCUGGCCAAUAUCCGGGUCUAUCAGGCUCAACACGAACAAGGACAAGACUACAUCCAAGUCUUUCAAUGUUUAAUCAAUAUGCAUCAGCGUAUUUUAAAUUCUUGAUUGUUCAUAUGUUAUAACAUUUAUUUCUUCAUAUAUAUAUUUGAUGAUACAAAAACAAGUUGUUAUGAUUGAAACAUAUCAGUGUGUAUUCCUUGUAAUUUCGAGUUCAUUUCGCAUUUGCAUAGAUAUAAGGAAACUUGUUUAUAAUUAUAAUGAUUAGUAUAUAUGUCUUUUCUCUCAUUUCUGUAUAAUAAUGUACAAGGACAACAGUAGGUUCUUAACUUAAAUCGUCCGUUAUUUCUUCUUAAAACAAUGUCGAACUUGCCGUGCAGUUGUGUUACUGCGCAAUCA